Molecule: messenger RNA, 2119 nt
Organism: Ipomoea triloba (trilobed morning glory)
Lineage: Eukaryota; Viridiplantae; Streptophyta; Magnoliopsida; Solanales; Convolvulaceae
Product: DELLA protein GAI1-like
Exons: 3
Coding region: 17-2119 (700 amino acids)
Biological process (GO): regulation of DNA-templated transcription
Cellular component (GO): nucleus
Molecular function (GO): sequence-specific DNA binding; DNA-binding transcription factor activity
Source: RefSeq, a predicted model, not a curated record
GCAGAGAGUAGUUCGAAUGUCGGAUUUAAACAAAUCUGAUGUUUUUGGUGGAGCCCCUGAUAGGAACAGAUGCAUAGAUGAUGUUGAAAACAAUGAUGACAACAUGAAAGCAGUGAAAAGCAGACCAGCUGCAGAUGAGGUUGAGGAGUGGGGAGAUUCCACUGAAAUCUCCUGGUUUUCUUCUUGUCAAAUUUUGGAUAAAGAUGGCGACGAAACAGCUAGAAAGGAAGGGCCUCUCCUGCCCAGGCAUAAGCAUGAACACCAACUGCAACUUGUUGUAGAUUGCAUGAGUCUAGAUGAUCUGGAUUUUGAUGAGGAGGCUUCAUCAGUUCAGCCAUUUUCAGGGAAUCAAGAGCUCUCUGAAUCCAAGAGAAAGAGGGCUGAAAACGCGUUGCCUUCAUCCCUGAAGCUUCUCUAUAACUUCCAGAACCGGUUCAGGAGAUUAACCGGGGAGAAGGUGAAUGCUGCAGCACCAAGCUGCAGCAGCAGUCAUGAUGAAUCCAGAGAGAUGAAUUGCUGCAGCAGUACUAGGUUGUGGAUAAACGAGAUUUUGCAGUUGGCUGCACACAAGUUCAUUGAGAACUCUUCCCAUGGAGACAGUGAACUAAACAAUCUAUUUCCCAAUUCAUGUUGGGGCCUUCAUGGCGAAGAUUAUAAAGAUGUUGAACUGCUUCUACAUCUCCUCGCUUCGGCUGAGAGAGUUGGCCAGAAAAAGUUUGACAGCGCGAAAGGUUUCCUCAGCAUGUGCGACAAGCUGAGUUCCAAGAAUGGAAAUCUUGUGCAGAGAUUAGUAUACUAUUUCUCUGAAGCUCUUCGCGACAAAGUUGAUUGGCAGACGGGAGAGAAGUCACCAGAGAAUUUUGGAAAGAAACAGAUUGAGUAUCUCAAAGAGGAACUCACCUGCCCAAAAAAAUGCAUCCUUGAAACUCAUCAGAAUUUUCCUUUCUUACAAGUGAUUGAGUUCGCCAGUGUCCAAGCAGUGAUAGAACAUGUAGCAGAAGCAAAAAAGAUCCACAUUAUUGACCUUGAGAUCAACCAUGGGAUGCAAUGGACGAUUCUGAUGCAAGCUCUCGCAGCAGCUCGCCAUGCUGAAUCUUCCAUUGAGAACCUCAAGAUAUCUGCUCUGGUGAUCAAGUCGGGGCCACUGAUCGAGGAGACAGGUAAACAACUAACAAGCUUCGCUGAUUCUUUGAAGAUCCCCUUUUCAUUUAAAACAGUAAAGGUCCAAGACAUUCUUGAAGUGAAUGAACAGAGCUUUGAGGUUGAGGAAGAUGAAGCACUUGCAGUGUAUGGACUGUUUUUCUUCAUGACAAUGAUUUCAAAACAGGACCGGCUGGAACACUUGAUGAGAGUGAUGAGAACCAUCCGUCCACGAGUGAUGGUCAUAACAGAGGUGGAAGCUAACCACAACUCUCCAGUUUUUGUAAACCGUUUCACCGAGUCCCUCUUCUUCUACAGCGCAUUCCUAGAUUCCUUGGAGCAUUUCCUAAAGCACGAUGAAUAUAUCAGAGCGAAUUUAGAACGUGAACAACUGAGUCACCGUAUAAGGAACAUUGUGGCAGCAGAGGGGGAGGAGAGGGUGAUCCGACAUGUAAGUAUGAAUGUAUGGAGGGCAUUUUUUGCACGGUUUGGGAUGAAGGAGGUGGAGAUGAGUAUGUCAUCAGUGUUGCAAGCCAAUUUGGUGUUCAACAAUUUUCCCUAUGGGAAAUAUUGCACACUUGACAAUGACGGUAGCUUCGCUGCUAGGACGCGGGAGCACCGGAACUUAGAGGAUGAAUUGAAGGAAGACCGGAGUGACUGUCUGAAUACCGAGCAUACUCCACUGGACGAUGCACAGAGGCUGAUCUACUGUCAAGACUUCCAUUUUCAAUCAUCUUCAAGGUUUCAACCUUCACUUCUAGGGCUCUUCCGUGCCUCACUCGUGGUCGAUUCUACGCACCGGCACUGCCACAGCCCACUGCCCACGCAGGCCGCAGCCACGCCCCACAGCCAGCGCCUCCAGAUUCUCUCUUCAUCUCAGUCCAUUGCUCCACCGUCGUCCAUCCGUCCAGCAUUCCGUCUCCGGCGACCGGCAAGUCGGCAACAACUUGCGAAUUGUCAGGUUAGAACCAAUCCUUAA